CAUUCAUAUAUUAUUUUCUGAAAUUCAAUCAUCAAUCAACACUUACAUGGCUUAUAGAAUUGUUGUUACAAUAUUGGUGCUGCUAGCCACAAUAUGUGAUGCACAGUUGUCUUCUACAUUUUACGACACUACAUGCCCCGAUGCACUAACCACCAUUAGAACUGCCAUUCGUACAGCUGUCUCUAAAGAGCGUCGCAUGGCUGCAUCUCUCAUUCGCCUUCAUUUUCAUGACUGCUUUGUGCAGGGCUGUGAUGCAUCCAUUUUGCUAGAUGACAGUACCACAAUCGAGAGCGAAAAGACUGCACUUCCAAAUCUUAACUCAGCAAGAGGAUUUCAAGUCAUUGAUAAUGCAAAAUCACAGGUAGAGAAAGUAUGUCCCGGAGUUGUGUCUUGUGCAGACAUAGUAGCUGUAGCCGCACGUGAUGCAUCAUUCGCUGUAGGUGGUCCAUCAUGGACAGUGAAACUUGGAAGAAGAGAUUCUACUACGGCAAGCAAAAGUUUGGCCAAUACGGACCUUCCAUUCUUUACCGACGAUCUUCAAACUCUUAUAUCUAAAUUUACUAUUAAAGGUCUCACUGCCAAAGACAUGGUUGCUCUAUCUGGUGCCCACACAAUCGGACAAGCUCAAUGCUUUACAUUUCGUGAUAGGAUAUACAACAAUGCAAGUGACAUAGAUGCUGGAUUCGCUACCACUCGCCAACGUGGUUGUCCAUCUUCCAGUUCCACUUCAAACAAUCAGAAGUUGGCAGCACUCGACUUGGUCACACCAAAUUCUUUUGACAACAACUACUUUAAGAAUUUAAUUCAAAAGAAGGGUCUUCUACAAUCAGACCAAGUUCUUUUCAGCGGUGGAUCUACGGAUUCUAUCGUUUCUCAAUACAGCCAAAAUCCUACCGCUUUUAAAUCUGAUUUUGCAGCUUCUAUGAUAAACAUGGGAGAUAUUCAACCAUUAAGAGGAUCCGCCGGAAUCAUUAGACGUAUCUGCAGUGCUGCCAACUAAUUCUACACAUUCUUUCUUUCUUUAUCACAAACAAUCCAUUGAUAUUCAUUAAAUGGUCUGUUUCAAUAUUUUAUAAUUAAAUUAAUUAUUUUAUUUAUUUUUGUUCUUGUGUAAUCAAUUGUAAAGUGUUAAAUGAUUAUCUUUUGUUAUAAUUUUAUUAUAUACAAAUGUAUUUCUAGAUGAUCAAAAGGAUUUUCAUAUCUCAUAUGAUGAAUGGGUCUAAAUGGAGAAACUCAACAUAUAUUGAGAGAUGUUCUAAAGAGUCAUUGUUUCAAAUAUGCAAUUUUUAUAUUUAUCAGAAUGAUUAAUUUGCAAACAUCUAUGUAUAAGAAAAAUUAAUAUUGAUCAAUUUGAUUUUAACUUAAGUUAGCCCAAAA
Molecule: messenger RNA, 1377 nt
Organism: Lathyrus oleraceus (garden pea)
Lineage: Eukaryota; Viridiplantae; Streptophyta; Magnoliopsida; Fabales; Fabaceae
Product: lignin-forming anionic peroxidase
Exons: 3
Coding region: 47-1000 (317 amino acids)
Biological process (GO): hydrogen peroxide catabolic process; response to oxidative stress
Molecular function (GO): peroxidase activity; heme binding
Source: RefSeq, a predicted model, not a curated record